Messenger RNA from Xenopus tropicalis (tropical clawed frog), 3129 nucleotides. It is a transcript of the gene htr1d, whose product is annotated as 5-hydroxytryptamine (serotonin) receptor 1D, G protein-coupled. The transcript has 3 exons. NCBI's taxonomy places the organism in Eukaryota, Metazoa, Chordata, Amphibia, Anura, Pipidae. Gene Ontology annotation, molecular function: G protein-coupled receptor activity; G protein-coupled serotonin receptor activity. The record is from RefSeq and is a predicted model, not a curated record. Gene Ontology annotation, biological process: G protein-coupled serotonin receptor signaling pathway; smooth muscle contraction; regulation of behavior. Gene Ontology annotation, cellular component: synapse; membrane; plasma membrane. Bases 1113 to 2243 code for a protein of 376 amino acids.
CAUUAGGCUUUUCAUACAUUACAAGCUCUCUGAGUCAACUUCUCCUUACAGCAUGUAAGCAUGUGAAUCAACAAUGUUGAUGAGGCUUCCAAAAUCUUUCAGAAAAUUGCCCAGUCAAAAUGAUAACAUGCAUAAUAUGCUCUAAAUUAUUCACUCAUUUGGUCUGUUGCACGUAAGCACAUUAAAACUGGAACCUUCGGAGGUGGGUAAUCUAUUUUGUAUGUGCUGAUGUGAGUGGUGAAACUCCUCCCUAGGCUCAUACAGUGAAUCCUACAUCAAUAUGUACCUAAGACAGCGUCAGUAGCUAAAGCUGCUCUUACUGUUUUAUGAAAGAAGCUUGGUGCAGAGAAUAACCUUGCCAGAAAUACAGUCCAGAUAACAUUCAGAUUUUCCAACUGUCAGUUACAGUUACAGCAGGACAAUGAAGAAAAGGAAGCCACUUCACAGAAGCAAGAAGGUUUAAAAGUGGAUUACAAAUUCUUUCUCAAAGUCUGCGGUGCACCUUGGUUGAUUGCCAGUGACAAUGUCCUUAAUUCUGAAUGUUGGCCAUUGAUAGAAUGCCCUGUGAAAGUUCUUUCAGUGUCUCAAAUUCUUCACUGAGCAGGGCAAAUGGAUAAAUGAAAGACAGUUCGGCAAUCAAGUUGUAUACUUCAGUCAGUACAGUAUCAUGCUUCUACGUCUGGACUGAAACUGUCAUCGGCGGAGCCCCUUUUUACUAGACCUUUAAGAGCAAUGAGAGACAUGAAUGUUAAGUAAAUGUUAUUAGCAUUCUGAUUUGAGUUUCCAAAAUGCUUGUAAAUAGCACAAUUGAAGAAUUUCGGAUGGCAUCUCUUCAAAGACUUUUACAUGGUAGGGGUAUCUUGCUUCAGAUACAGGGGGUGUUUUGCUUCAAAUAGCAGAAUUUAAAGUUUUUAUAUUAGACCUUUUAACCUAUUUUGGGGAUUUUAUUAAUAUUAAAAUAAAUAAAAAGCAUGAUAUUAAACAUAAUUCCAAAAUUUGAUAUAAGGUGAACUAUGGGUAUUUUGUUAGAAAAAAACAUUAUCCUUUUAACUUACGUAAGAGUACAAUUCAUACAAUUAUAGAUAAGGGUUGCUUAGGAGAUUUGGGACAAAAUGACACAUUAUAAUACAUCAUUUGAUCAAGACAUUCAUAUUAUAUCAGAAAGUUUGAACUCUUCCGACAUUAUGAUAGGACAGGAAGAGUCCACACUUUUAGGACUAAAGAUCGCUCUUGCUGUUCUUUUAUCUAUUAUAACUUUAGCAACCCUUUUAUCGAAUGUUUUUGUCAUUAUUACUAUAGUUAUGACUCGGAAGCUCCAUACCCCUGCAAAUUAUCUAAUUGGUUCCUUAGCUUUUACUGAUCUGUUAGUGUCUAUCCUGGUAAUGCCUAUAAGCAUUGCAUACACUGUCACACAUACAUGGACAUUUGGUCAAAUUGUAUGUGACAUAUGGUUGCUCUCAGACAUAACUUGCUGCACUGCAUCUAUAUUGCAUCUGUGUGUCAUUGCUUUGGAUAGAUACUGGGCUAUCACAGAUGCAUUGGAAUACACCAAACAUCGGACAGCUAGGAGGGCAGCUGUGAUGAUAUUGGUGGUGUGGAUUAUAUCCAUAUGUAUUUCCAUCCCACCACUCUUUUGGAGGCAAGCCAAAGCUCAUGAAGAACUUACAGUGUGUACAAUCAAUACUGACCAGAUCUCUUACACCAUAUACUCCACAUGUGGUGCAUUCUAUAUUCCAACUGUACUUCUAAUUUUGCUGUAUGGGAAGAUUUAUAUAGCAGCACGAUCACGGAUACUAAAACCGCCGUCUAUAUAUGGAAAAAGGUUUACUACAGCACAGCUAAUCACUGGAUCAACUGGGUCUUCCUUUUGUUCAAUCAAUGCAAAUGUCCAUAUGGAACAUCCACAUACUUCUGAAACGCCGGUCUGUAUUAAUCACAUCAAGAUAAAGUUGGCUGAUAGUAUUAUAGAAAGAAAGAGACUGUCUGCAGCCAGAGAAAAGAAAGCCACCAAAACCCUUGGCAUAAUUCUCGGGGCCUUUAUAGUGUGCUGGUUACCAUUUUUUGUAGUAUCCUUGGUCCUACCUAUUUGCAGAGAUGCCUGUUGGUUUGAUCCACUACUGUUUGAUUUCUUCACUUGGCUGGGAUAUCUAAACUCCCUAAUUAACCCUGUGAUUUAUACAGUGUUCAAUGAAGAUUUCAAAAAAGCAUUUCAAAAACUCAUUCGACUCAACAAUGCCUCCUAGGGUUUACUGAUCUAUACUGCACUUCAAAGUUGAAUGCUGGGAUAAAAAAGAUAGUUGGGGCAUUCUGAAAGAAUGUUUAAAAACUUUAUACAAGUGUAAAUAUUGCAAGCACAAAGUAAAACAGAUUAUUUAAAAAAAAAAUCCUAAUGUAAAUGAGUUUGUACUUGGAUCAAGCCAUUCAGCUAAUAUGAGGACAGUGCCAAAUAUUAAACUAUUUUAUUUAAACAGUAUUUUACACAGGUUAUUGGGACUUUCUGGUGAAUACUGUGUAAAGUUAUAUGUAUUCCUAAGUGCUGCCAAAUUUCAAUAAAAAAUCAAACUUGCAAAGAAGAGGGGCAAACAAGAUGCAAACAAUAGGGACAGAUUCAUCAAAGGCCAAGAAAAAAAACUUCUUUUUAACAGAUAUUCAACUCUCCCUCAUUUAUCAUUCUUUUCUACCAUUUUUUCCUGAGUGAAAUUAAUCUAAAAGCACUUGCUUUGUAAUACUUUUUCCUGCAUAGAGAUAAAUAUUCCCACAGGGAGAAAAUGUUUCACAACUUUUAAGCCUAGUAGAUCGAAAGUUCUUGGCUCAUAGAACAGUUUUCACUUUCUAAAAGCUAAUAUAUUACGGUUAAGAGGGGAAAAAUGCAAACUUUAACAAAUGAGUUAGUAUUAUUGAAAUAUUUGGCUUUGGUCAAAGGUUAGGAAAAGUUUUCAAUGAAAUUGAAAAAAAAGUGUAACUUGCAUGAAAAAUAUGCAAUUUAAAUGUAACCUUUGAUAAAUCUGACCCAUAGGCUUAUCUUUUCUUGGGAUUGGAUGUAAAAUAAAUUAAGUACCAUACUGUUGUGUGAUAGAAGUACCAGGACAAGAAUGUCUGCACUGAAAAUAUGAAAAAGCAGGAAAAUAA